Molecule: messenger RNA, 1585 nt
Organism: Seriola dumerili (greater amberjack)
Lineage: Eukaryota; Metazoa; Chordata; Actinopteri; Carangiformes; Carangidae
Gene: psmd11b
Product: 26S proteasome non-ATPase regulatory subunit 11B
Exons: 13
Coding region: 9-1277 (422 amino acids)
Biological process (GO): ubiquitin-dependent protein catabolic process
Cellular component (GO): proteasome regulatory particle, lid subcomplex
Molecular function (GO): protein binding; structural molecule activity
Source: RefSeq, a predicted model, not a curated record
UAAGGAAGAUGGCGGCUGCAGCAGUGGUUGAGUUUCAGAGAGCCCAGUCUCUCAUUAGCACGGACCGCAACGCCUCUAUCGACAUUCUCCAUUCAAUAGUGAGGAGAGAUGUUCAGGAGAACGAUGAGGAAGCUGUCAGGGUCAAAGAACAGAGCAUCCUGGAGCUGGGUAUGCUCCUGGCCAAGACAGGACAGGCUGCAGAACUGGGAGGUCUCCUGAAAUUUGUGAGGCCUUUCCUGAUUUCCAUCAGCAAGGCCAAAGCGGCCCGGCUGGUCCGCUCCCUGCUGGACCUCUUUCUUGACAUGGAGGCAGCAACAGGGCAAGAGGUAGAGCUGUGUCUUGAAUGCAUUGAGUGGGCCAAGGCCGAGAAGAGGACCUUCCUACGACAGGCUCUGGAGACACGGCUGAUCUCACUCUAUUUUGACACCAAAAGAUACCAGGAGGCCUUGGCACUGGGCACCCAGUUGCUCCAGGAGCUGAAAAAGAUGGAUGACAAAGCUCUUCUGGUGGAGGUUCAGCUGCUGGAAAGUAAGACGUACCACGCUCUCAGUAACCUGCCCAAGGCCCGUGCAGCCCUCACCUCAGCCAGGACCACCGCCAACGCCAUCUACUGUCCUCCAAAGCUCCAGGCAGCGCUGGACAUGCAGUCAGGGAUCAUCCACGCAGCAGAGGAGAAGGACUGGAAGACGGCCUACUCCUACUUCUUUGAGGCCUUCGAGGGCUACGACUCCAUCGACAGCCCCAGAGCCAUCACUGCACUCAAAUACAUGCUCCUGUGCAAAAUUGUGCUCAACUUACCAGAGGAGGUUCAAGCCCUGAUCAGUGGUAAACUGGCCCUGCGGUACGCCGGCCGACAGACAGAUGCACUGAAGUGUGUUGCCCAGGCCAGCAAGAACAGAUCAUUAGCAGACUUUGAAAAGGCCCUAACAGAGUACAAAGCAGAACUGAGGGACGACCCAAUUAUCAACACUCACCUGGCCAAGCUCUAUGACAACCUGCUGGAACAAAACCUCAUCCGAGUCAUUGAACCGUUUUCCAGAGUACAGAUAGAACACAUAUCGGGUCUAAUCAAACUGUCAAAGGGGGAUGUUGAGAGGAAAUUAUCACAGAUGAUUCUGGACAAAAAGUUUCACGGAAUCCUUGACCAAGGUGAAGGCGUCUUGAUCAUAUUUGAGGAACCACCAGUUGACAAAACGUACGAAGCAGCCUUGGAAACAAUUCAGAACAUGAGCAAAGUCGUGGAUUCACUUUACAACAAAGCCAAGAAGCUGACAUAGAGUAGAUUGCCACGGCAGUGCGAUGGAGGAACUGUGUGUGUUUGACCAGCGUGUGUAACAUUUUAAGAAGGGGACAAGGGAGAGCAACAAAAAGUCCCACAAACUGCAACAAACAGGAUUCCCCCAUCAAACUCCCCCCUCCUCUCCCUCAACGGACAAUUUCAUCACUUCUCUUGUUUGUUUUUGUUUUUGUUUUUUUUUUUUUCUUCUCUUUAAUUUUGAUAUCUCUUCAGGAUUCUGUAUAACACUCAGCGGCCAAAUCAGGCCAUCAGGGAAUAUUGUACAACCACAAUAAAAAGAUGAAAAGG